GCAAGAAUACUGGAGUGGGUUGCCAGUUCCUCCUCCACCGGAUCUUCCCGACCCAGGAAUUGAACUCACAACUUUGGUGUCUCCUGCACUGGCAAGUAGAUUCUUUACUACUGAGCCACCUUGGAAGCCCAAGGUAUUAUUGAGCCUGCACCAGUCUGCUGAAAGAUGGGAGUCCGCAUGGAGAGGAGCCCAGCUGCCCAGCAAUGGACAGGCCACACCAGCGGCCAGCCAGCCACCUCCCACACCUGUUGGGGGAGUCAACCAAGAUGAUAGGAGCUGUCUCCCUGGUGCUUGA
Rangifer tarandus platyrhynchus (Svalbard reindeer) is the source of this 295-nucleotide messenger RNA. The record is from the annotation of a GenBank genome assembly. NCBI's taxonomy places the organism in Eukaryota, Metazoa, Chordata, Mammalia, Artiodactyla, Cervidae.